UCAUGUUUGACGCAUUACGUUCAGCAAUUGACGAAGAAAUGAAUAAAGAUGAAACUGUUUUAGUAAUAGGUGAAGAUGUUGGGCAUUAUGGCGGCUCAUAUAAGGUUACUAAAGAUUUACAUUUAAAAUAUGGUGAUUUAAGAAUAUUAGAUACACCUAUUGCUGAGAAUAGUUUUACAGGUAUGGCCAUUGGUGCUGCUAUGACUGGUCUUAGACCUAUAGUAGAGGGGAUGAAUAUGGGCUUUUUACUUCUUGCAUUUAAUCAGAUAGCUAAUAAUGCAGGGAUGCUUCCAUAUACAUCUGGAGGUAAUUAUCAAAUUCCGAUUGUAAUUCGUGGUCCGGGUGGAGUAGGACGUCAACUUGGUGCUGAACAUUCUCAAAGACUUGAAACUUAUUUUCAAGCUGUUCCUGGGUUAAAAAUUGUUGCUUGUUCAACUCCUUAUAAUGCUAAAGGUCUAUUAAAGUCUGCAAUAAGAGACAAUAACCCAGUAUUAUUUUUUGAGCAUGUUUUACUUUAUAAUAUGAAACAAGAAAUACCAGAUUAUGAAUAUACAUUACCUUUAGACAAAGCUGAAAUAGUAAGAGAAGGAAAAGACAUAACUAUUAUCACCUAUUCAAGAAUGAGGUAUCACGUAUUAAAAGCUGUUGAUAGAUUAAUUGAGAAGAAUAUUGAUCCUGAAGUUAUAGAUUUAAUAUCUCUCAAACCUAUCGAUAUAGAUACAAUUAUUAGAUCAAUUCAAAAAACUCAUAAAGCAUGUAUUGUUGAAGAAUGUAUGAAAACUGGUGGUAUAGCAGCUGAAAUAAUAGCUCGAGUUAAUGAGUUGAUUUUCGAUUAUCUAGAUUCGCCAAUUAUUAGAUUGUCAUCACAGGAUAUCCCUACACCUUAUAAUGGUCUUUUGGAACAACAUACAAUAGUACAUUCAGAACAGAUUAUAAAUUCUAUAAUCAAGCAAUUAAAUAUUUAGUAAAAACAAAACACAUAACCAUAUUGGUUAUGUGUUUUAUUUUUACUAAAUAUUUAAUUGCUUGGCCUGUACUUUUUCAAAUUGUUUUUUCUUUAAAAUUAAUAAAAUUUGUGUUAAGGUU
Galdieria sulphuraria is the source of this 1086-nucleotide messenger RNA. Its product is annotated as [pt] pyruvate dehydrogenase E1 component subunit beta. Gene Ontology annotation, biological process: pyruvate decarboxylation to acetyl-CoA. NCBI's taxonomy places the organism in Eukaryota, Rhodophyta, Bangiophyceae, Galdieriales, Galdieriaceae. The transcript has a single exon. The record is from RefSeq and is a predicted model, not a curated record. Gene Ontology annotation, molecular function: pyruvate dehydrogenase (acetyl-transferring) activity. Bases 3 to 965 code for a protein of 320 amino acids.